Molecule: messenger RNA, 1988 nt
Organism: Gekko japonicus
Lineage: Eukaryota; Metazoa; Chordata; Lepidosauria; Squamata; Gekkonidae
Product: gastrula zinc finger protein XlCGF26.1-like
Exons: 6
Coding region: 1-1968 (655 amino acids)
Biological process (GO): negative regulation of transcription by RNA polymerase II; regulation of cytokine production; regulation of immune system process
Source: RefSeq, a predicted model, not a curated record
AUGUCGAUGUCUCAUGUCACCGAAUACCUGGAUGUGAAGUCAGAGCAUCAGGAGGCAUCCUGGAAACCCAUUGGUGGCAGUGAAGAGAUGUUGUCAACCUGUCAUCUCUUCAGAGGAGUGGAAACAGCUGCUCCACCUCUGGUCCAGGAGCAGAUGCAGAGGAGACAGCUGGAGAAUUCCAGGGGUUCUCUUUGGGAAAAGUCAAGAAUGAAGAUGCCGAAGGACACUUCGGAGAUGGGGAUGGACCCCAGAGGCCGGAGGAAAACCAAGCAGUGCGGAAAGAGCUUCAGUGAGAAAAGAGCCCUUGCUUCUCAUCAAAAAAGUCACACAGUUGGGGAACAAUAUAAACAGAGUCCAAACCAAGCAUCUCUCAUGCAGGAGGCUUCAUGUACUUUUAAAGUCCACACAGGGGAGAAACCUUUUGAAUGCUCAGAGUGUGGAAAGAGAUUCAGUCUCAAUGGCAAUCUUCAAAGACAUCUAAGAAGCCACACAGGGGAGAAGCCGUUUGAAUGCUUAGAGUGUCGGAAGAGAUUCAGUCACAGUGGCAAUCUUCAAAGUCAUUUAAGAACCCACACAGGGGAGAAACCUUUUGAAUGUUCAGAGUGUGGAAAGAGAUUCAGUGAGUGUAGCACUCUUCAAAAACAUCUAAGAACCCAUACAGGGGAGAAAGCUUUCAAAUGCUUAGAGUGUGGGAGGAGAUUCAGUCACAGUAGCACUCUUCAAAGACAUCUAAGAACCCACACAGGGGAGAAGCCGUUUGAAUGCUCAGAGUGUCACACAGGGGAGAAACCUUUUGAAUGCUCUGAGUGUGGAAAGAGAUUCAGUGAGCAUGGCACUCUUCAAAAACAUCUAAGAACCCAUACAGGGGAGAAGCCUUUUGAAUGCUUAGAGUGUGGGAAGAGAUUCAGUCAUAGUAGCACUCUUCAAAAACAUCUAAGAAACCACACAGGGGAGAAACCUUUUGAAUGCUCAGAGUGUGGGAAGAGAUUCAGUGACAGUAGCACUCUUCAAAACCAUUCAAGAACUCACGCAGGGGUGAAACAUUUUGAAUGCUCAGAGUGUGGGAAGAGAUACAGUGACAGUAGCAGUCUUGAAGAACAUCUAAGGACCCAUACAAGGGAGAAACCUUUUCUAUGCUCAGAGUGUGGGAAGAGAUUCAGUGGCCCUAGUGGUCUUCAAAAACAUCGAAGAACCCACACCGGGGAGAAGCCUUUUGAGUGUUCAGUGUGUGCGAAGAGGUUCAGUCAGGGUUGCACUCUUCGAAGACAUCUAAAAACCCACACAGGGGAGAAACCUUUUGAAUGCUCAGAGUGUGGGAAGAGAUUCAGUGAGAACAGCUCUCUUCAAGGACAUCUAAGAACCCACACAGGGGAGAAACCUUUUGAAUGCUUAGAGUGUGGACAGAGAUUCAGUCUCAGGAGUACUCUUAAAAAUCAUCUAAGAACCCACACAGAGGAUAAGCCUUUUGAAUGUUCAGUGUGUAGGAAGAGAUUCCGUCGCAGCGGCCAUCUUCAAAAUCAUCUAAGAACCCACACAGGAGAUAAGCCUUUUGAAUGUUCAGAAUGUGGGAAGAGAUUCAGUCACAGUAGCACUCUUCAAAGACAUCUAAGAACCCACACAGGGGAGAAGCCUUUUGAAUGCUCAGAGUGUGGACAGAGAUUCAGUCUCAGGAGUACUCUUAAAAAUCAUCUAAGAACCCACACAGAGGAUAAGCCUUUUGAAUGUUCAGAGUGUAGGAAGAGAUUCCGUCGCAGCGGCCAUCUUCAAAAUCAUCUAAGAACCCACACAGGAGAUAAGCCUUUUGAAUGUUCAGAAUGUGGGAAGAGAUUCAGUCACAGUAGGAAUCUUCGAAAUCAUGUCAGAACCCACGCAAGGGAGAGGCCUUUUGAGUGCUCAGAGUGGGAGGAAAUUCAGUCAGAGUGGCUUGCUUCAAGAGCACCAAAGAACCCACAUAAUAUAACUGCUUAGCUAUGAGUUGUCAAGCUCCU